This is a messenger RNA of Lolium perenne, 1017 nucleotides long. The record is from RefSeq and is a predicted model, not a curated record. Lineage: Eukaryota; Viridiplantae; Streptophyta; Magnoliopsida; Poales; Poaceae.
AGAGGCGCUGAGGGAGAAAAAAGCAAAUUCGACUGGCAGUGUUGUAGAUGUGCUGUUUAUAGGGAAGGGACCCGGCAACACUUGCUUGACAUCUGGCAGUGCUCAUCAGGCAACUGGCUGCCAUAGUGAAACAUGGUCAUCUAUUUUUGAUCCCGAUUCUAUGCCCGCACAAAGGGGAAUGAUUCUCCCCUUCGUUCCACUCUCGCUUGCUUUUGACGAUAUACACUACUCCGUUGAGAUCCCAAGGGUAAGUUGUUAAGUAAUGAAUUUACAAAGUUAGGACUAGUUGCACUGUCAUUAUUCAUUAUAAGCUCGUGAUCUUGAUGCAAAACUUCAGGAAAUGAAAGUAGGAGUAUUGCACGAACGGUUGGAGAUCCUAAGGGGUGUCAGUGGGUAUUUUAGACCAGGAGUACUGACCACACUGAUGGGUAUUAGUGGUGCUGGAAAGACAACUUUGAUGGAUGUGUUGGCUGGAAGAAAGACCAGUGGAUUCAUCAAGGGAAGCAUCAGCCUUUCUGGCUAUCUUAAGAAGCAGAAGACAUUUGCACGCAUUUCAGGGUACUGUGAGCAAACUGAUAUCCACUCUCCACAUGUGACAGUGUAUGACUCACUAUUGUUUUCGGCGUGGCUCCGACUUCCACGGGAUGUGGACUCAAACACAAGAAAGAUGUUCAUUGAGGAGGUCAUGGCACUCGUGGAGCUCACGACGAUGAGGGAUGCUUUGGUUGGACUGCCUGGAGUGAACGGUCUGUCAACCGAGCAGAGGAAAAGGUUGACAAUCUCUGUGGAGCUUGUUGCAAACCCUUCAAUCAUUUUUAUGGACGAACCAACAUCAGGACUUGGUGCCCGGGCAGCAGCCAUUGUCAUGAGGACAAUAAGAAACACUGUUGAUACUGGUCGAACUGUUGUCUGCACAAUUCAUCAGCCUAGCAUUGACAUAUUUGAAUCUUUUGACGAGGUGAAUAAGUUAUUACCUCACAAUAUUAGAAAGUUCUUUUAGAUAGACUCAUUCCUUUG